This is a messenger RNA of Peronospora matthiolae, 402 nucleotides long. NCBI's taxonomy places the organism in Eukaryota, Oomycota, Peronosporomycetes, Peronosporales, Peronosporaceae. The record is from the annotation of a GenBank genome assembly.
AUGAUCAAGACCCCGGUGCACUCACGGACGUUGUCCCAGACCAGCGGCUUGCACAAAUCCAACUCGACACGGAGCCUCGCGUCGCUGGCGGACAUCGACGCGCUGAUCUUCGCCCAAGACGAGGAGGAGCGGACGCUCCAGCGUCGCAAGUCGCUGGAGAAGCCGCCGCGCCACGCCAGUGUCCCCAUGUACGCACAAAUCCUGCUGCAGCUAUGGCAGCGCGAGCUGCAACGCCACGACGUGGACCUGACCAGUGACUUUUUCCACGACUUGAAAGGCACCGAAGAGCAGGGUGUGCGGCUCGUGGGCCGCAUGCAAGCGCUGGGGUUUAACCUCACGGUGGCACAGUUUCUCGCCUUGCCGCGGUGCUCCAUUUACUCGUUGCUGCUCAUAGCGCUCUGA